UUUUCAUGUUUGGGGGUUAUGGAGACAGUGGAGAAUUCUGUAAGGACAUUCAUGUCCUUAAUAUUGAAAACUUGGUUUGGCAGAAAUGGGAGUCAAAGGGAGAGUUGCCUGCUGCCUGCAGUGGAUAUACUUUGACUGCGCACCAUGACAAAGAUAUUUACCUGUUCGGAGGCAAAAACUCAAAUGAUGACCAAUCAGUGACAUCAUCCAAUGAGAUUCACAAAUUCAGUAUUGCUAAGAUGAAAUGGAAAGUUCCUUUGUACGUUGGCAUUCCUCCUGCCCGACGAAACGGACACACCGCCUUUAUCGUUCACAGCCAUUCAUGAAGGAGAUUCUGUCUGAAUUUGGUCUUCAGGGACUCAGUUACAGUUUUACUCCCACAAAAAUUCCCAACGUUCGCUAUGAUCUGAGUGACUCUUCUCCAGCCAACCAGUCCAAGAGUAUAACAGCUCGUGGGCAGAUAUUUGUCCACAGAGACUUCAGUGUAGUUCGAGACAAGGCCAUGUCGAUGAUCCAGACUGCGUUCACUCUACUUGACCAGGAGUUCCAGAAGCUAGAUCAGGAGAAGAGAACGUUGUCAAAAUCUGCUGCUGCUCUGCAAAUAGCCAGAGAAGGCCACGAGGCCCAGAAGCAACAACACCAACAGGAGUUGCAGGAAAUGCUCGACAGACAUCGUUCUCAAAACGAGGCAUGGCUUCGUGCGAGAGCUGAGGAAAAUGACAGAGAAAGGAGGGAGCUCUGCAGACUGAGAGAGGAAGUGCUGCAAGAGCAAGAGAAGCUAAAGGAGGAGCACAGCAGCAUCCAGAAACGGAGUGAACAUCUUCUAUCUAUUAUGCAGCAGUUUAAAGGGAUGUAAAUGUUUAGAUAUACUACAAGCAAGAUGGUAUGAAAAGUGAUUGUUGUUGGUAGCUCUAGACAUAUUUUGC
Syngnathus acus (greater pipefish) is the source of this 926-nucleotide messenger RNA. RefSeq lists its product as uncharacterized. The record is from RefSeq and is a predicted model, not a curated record. Lineage: Eukaryota; Metazoa; Chordata; Actinopteri; Syngnathiformes; Syngnathidae. The coding region runs from base 245 to 856 and encodes 203 amino acids. The transcript is spliced from 10 exons.